UGGCCCUUUUAGCUGGAUUAGAGCGAGGUGACAAUGUUGGGCCUGCCCCCCUCAGCCAGCCAUGGUGCCCCUGACACCUCUCACAUCAGCAUAGAUGGGGCAGGGGCUGUGGCAGAGAUGGGAGCUGUGGACAGAGGGGCUGAAGGGUCAGUGGUUGUCGAGGUGCAACGAACACACACUGCUCUGGAGAAGCUGCAGCAGAAGAUCACUGAGCAGAUUCGCAUAGAACAGGAGGCACGAGAUGACAACGUGGCUGAGUACUUCAAGCUGGCCCACAGUGCCAACAGGCAUCAGGCUUUCCGUAUCAGACAGGUGUUUGAGAAGAAGAACCAGAAGUCUGCACAGACCAUCACCCACCUGCACAAGAAGCUAGAGCAUUAUCGCAAGAAGUUGAAGGAGCUACAGCAGCAUGGUCUAGGCCAGCAGCAUAAGGAUGUGCUGGUGGACAUGCAGCAGGGGCUGAAGGAUGUAGGGGCCAAUGUACGAGCAGGGAUCAGUGGCUUUGGUGGAGGUGUGGUGGAGGGGGUCAAAGGAGGGGUGUCAGAACUUACCCAUACUGCUGUGGUAUCUAAGCCAAAAGAGUUUUCCAGCUUGAUCUGCAACAAAUUCGACAGCACAGACACCAUAGAGGACACUGUAGAGGGGCAUUCAGACGACGCACCCCUGAGUGGCAGCUUCACCUUGGCCUCCAGCCCCAAGUACGGCAGUGAUGACGAGUGCUCCAGUGACGGCAGUGAUGACGAGUGCUCCAGUGACGGCAGUGAUAACGAGUGCUCCAGUGACGGCAGUGAUGACGAGUGCUCCAGUGACGGCAGUGAUAACGAGUGCUCCAGUGACGGCAGUGAUAACGAGUGCUCCAGCCUGCAGGAGAUCAAGGCCAGCCAGGCCCACAUGGAGGACGCCAUCGAGGACAUGCAGAGUCAGCUGCAGAGUGACUACUCCUACAUGAACCAGUGCCUGCAGGAGGAGAGAUACAGGUAUGAGCGACUGGAAGAGCAGCUGAAUGACCUGACAGAGCUGCACCAGAAGGAGAUGUCCAACCUGAAACAUGAGCUGGCCAGCAUGGAGGAGAAAGUGGCCUACCAGUCUGAUGAGAUAACCCGAGACUCUCAGGAGGCGGUGGAGUCAUGCCUGACCCGCAUCACUAAGUUGGAGCUGCAGCAGCAGCAGCAGGUGGUGCAGUUGGAGGGUGUGGAGAACGCCAACGCCCGCGCCCUGCUGGGCAAACUCAUCAACAUUAUCCUGGCUGUCAUGGCCGUAGUGCUGGUGUUCGUCUCCACCCCAGCCAACUUCAUCACUCCGCUCAUAAAGACCCAAGAUCGGGGGGCCGCCACCAUCCUACUGGCCCUUUUUCUGUUCAUCCUUUGGAAGCACUGGGACUUCCUGGUGCUCUGGCUACUGCCAGGCUGAGCCCUCCACAUGCCAACACCUACACACAUUGUUUAAACUUGACCUACCACCUAUGAGAUAUAAAUAAAUCUUGAUACAUAUGUGGCUGAGAAGAUAAGCUUUAAAAAAAAAAUACAUAUUUUUCAACACAAAUUGUACCCGCAUUUAAUCCAAAUAUUUUUAAACAAUAUACAGAAUAUAAAAUGUUUUUUUCAUCUCAUUAAAUUGGGAAAAUGACCUCCCCAGUAACAAAUGUAGGCCAAGGAAAGCCUACACUGCUGCCUGCAACAUUGAACCACUCCAGAAUGCCUGACUCAUUAUUCUGAUGUUGCAGGCAGCUAAUAAUUUUUUUGUAAUCAAUUUAAUUCAGCACUUAAUCAGAUCCACGAGGAGCCUAAUGAAUAAUUCAGUGUCGUCCUCUGAGAACCUCCUGGGGUCAAAAACAAACGCUUUUCUGACAGGCAGCUAGCUAGCUACGUCACACAACCGCCACACUGCUGCACACCUCAGCAAGAAUAGAAUCUAACUUAAUAGUUGCCUGCCCUACAGUAGCUUGCUUGAAUUUGGAGACUGAGCAAUUAGACUAUAGGCUGCCGCAGUGCAAUAUACUGUAUAUGAUAUCUAGAGGUGGUUGUGGUUUCAAAACUAUGGGCUAGUGUGGAACACAGUUGUGUAAAUCUGUUCUUUGAUUGUGGGUGUAAGUUGGGUGUAAAUAAAAAAUCAAAUAGGCCUACAAAGCAAGCCUAGGUGGAAUUGGCCUGUCUGACCUACUUUUCUAGGCUACAUGCUCUCCACAGGCAAAUUCUAAUGAAAAUGGCCUUGCUGACAGUCUACCUUUCUAGUUUUUCCCACAGCCUGUGGUUGGUACAUGCGUAGGAGCAUUGCCAUGCUUAGGCUAUAUGCUGUUACAGGCGAGAGCUUUGGUAGUUGUGGGGGUGGUGGUUUAGCUCACAGAUGCAUCACUAUGCAUCUACAUUCUCAUCCAGUGUUGACUCUAACCAUAAGUGUUUAUUCUAUCUCUAAAUUCAUUAAAGGCCCAUUGCACUCAAAAACUAGAUUUUUUUUUGUGUUUUAUAUACACUGAUGUUGAGUUGCACUCUACAAGGUGUCAAAAGGCUCUGUCGCAGCCGGCCGCAACCGGGAGGUCCGUGGGGCGACGCACAAUUGGCAUAGCGUCGUCCGGGUUAGGGAGGGUUUGGCCGGUAGGGAUAUCCUUGUCUCAGUAUGUAAAAUGUAAUAAAAUGUAUGCACUCUACUGUAAGUCGCUCUGGAUAAGAGCGUCUGCUAAAUGACUAAAAUGUAAAUGUAAAUGUAAAAGCAUUCCACAGGAAUGCUGGCCUAAGUUGACUCUAAUGCUUCCCACAAUUGUGUCAAAUUGGCUGGACGUCCUUUGAGUGGCGGAACAUUCUUGAUACACACAGCAAUCUGUUGAGCGUGAAAAACCCAGCAGCGUUGCAGUUCUUAACACAAACCGGUGCGCCUGGCACCUACUACCAUACCCCGUUCAAAGGCAGUUAAAUUUUUUGUCUUGCUCAUUCACACUGAAUGGCACACAUACGCAAUCCAUGUCUCAAUUGUCUCAAGACUUAAAAAUCCUUUAACCUGUCUCCUCCCCUUCAUCUAUACUGAUUGAAAUGGAAUUAACAAGUGACAUCAAUAAGGGAUCAUUGCUUCCGCCUGGAUUCACCUGGUCAGUCUAUGUCAUGGAAAGAGUGUUCUUGAUGUUUUGUAUACUCAGUGUAUGUUUCCACAGUAUGAGGUUGGAAUAAUACUGUGAAAUUGUGAACAUUAUGAUAACGCCCUUUUGGUAUAAGAGCGGUUUGAAAAGAAAUUUCAAUCUGUUUAGGUUGGAUGGAGUUUUGGCCUGCCUGCUGACAUAAUCAAGUAGUAAAUUAGUUAAUAGACCAAUAAGAAAGAUAGUUCCAAACCUCUGCCAAUAACAGCUGGUUUUCAAUUUUCCACUCCCCACUCAGACCACUCCCAGACAGUCCUAGCAAAAAUCUUGCUUGAGAAAUUGCUCUUUGCUAAGAAGCAAUUUUUGUAUAUUUUUGACCAUUUUAAUUGAAAACAUUCACAGUAAGGUACUUAAUUGUUACCCAGAAAUGAUUUGAUAUUGAGAUGAAAAUGGCUGCAUUAGACCUUUAAAGCAGAGACUUGCAUUUCUAAUGGAGGGGGCUAUGCAGUGCUUUCUCUUUGUUACUCACUGUGUCCUGUUCCUCUCUCUCCCUCCCCUCCAGUCUUCCUGCCUUUCCCACUAAUCCCACUUUCCCCUCCUAUUUUCUCUUUCUUCGCAUCCGUGCUCCCCACUCCUCCCUAUCUCUCGCUCUCUCUCUCUCUUUUUCUCCUGCUUCUAUUCUUGCCAAUCUCUCUCUUUUCUUUCUCUCUCUCACUCUAACACACACUCUCUCUGCUGUUUUUCUCCCUCUCUUUCUACCUCUCCCGUUUCUCUCUCCCCCAAGGUGACUUACAUUCCUAUAUAGGCACUGCAGAGGUUUUCCUUUGUUCUGGAAGGCAUAAGAGAUGAGAUAGAUGAGGAACAAAGACUAAGGAGGGAAAGAGAAGGAAAGGGAUGAGAUGAAGGACAGAGUUAGGUAUAGAGAAGGGAACUAAUAGGAUUAACAGAGGGGUAAAAAUCCUUAUUGUUAUUUGUCGCGUAACCAUAUCAGUAUGGUGCACACACAUGCACACCCACACAAAUACAAAACAACAACAUACUGCACGUUAACAAUCUGGCUUAAUAAGGUAAGGAGGGUGUUAAGAGGAGAGGUGAGUUGGAGUGUAUAGUAGUGGAAGGUGUCAGUAGAGGGCAAGUUUACCUGAACACACCAGCAUUCAUUUUCAUUAGCUUCCUAUUGUCACAGCAUUGUAGAGAGGGAGGAAGGGAUAACAUAUUUUUAUUAAAGAAGAGCAGAGUGGCUGCAGUCAGCAGUAAAUACUGUAAGAAUCUGGGACAGAGAUGCUAAAUUUAGGGAUCAGAGAAAGAAGAGGGAGUGGGCUAGCAAGGGGUGAAGAAUGGAGUAGGGCUAUUGUAGGAUAACUUUUAUGCCAUCUAUAUGGAUGUAUGAUCUCUGUGGUAAUUUGUUUCUGCACAGGGUGAACUUUAAAUUACUCUAUCCAAAGGAAUUGUAUUGUCCUCUCAGGAAUUCUGUCUUAUUUACAUUGGUCUCAUCCCCCACACCAGCCAUUAGAUGCUGUAACAUCCUGUGGAGAUUGGGCCUGGGUGGUCAGGUUACUGUAAACUUGGUAUCGUUUGAUUGGUUAAUGGUGGUGGUUGGAUUUGGUUUGAAAAAGUUACAUUUUCAAAUGUUAUAAAUAUAAUGAAAUUCCACUCUUUGUUCAGUCUCUUAACCUGCAGCCUGUCCAUGGAUGAAGGUUGUAUAAUCAAAUGUAAUUUCCUAGGCUUCUAGGCAUUCUCUUUGUUCAUGCUUUGUCUUGAAAGUAAACCUUAGGAUCUAUUUGCCUACAAUUAUGCUUAAAUCAGUAUUGCUUUGUAACUUAUGUUUUAUGUCUUGUAUGUGUAUCCAUUCAUUUUACAAAGUUAUUAAAUAAUACUUGCUUUGAUAUUCACUUUCUUGAUAUUAGUCAGCCAUACCCAUAAUACUUGAUUGAACAUGGUUUUCCUGUAACAUUUAAUGGGGUCAGAGGGCAUAGGCCCACCCAUGGCUGCACCCCUGCUCAGCCAUGUGAAAUCCAUACA
Messenger RNA from Salvelinus fontinalis (brook trout), 5086 nucleotides. Its product is annotated as transmembrane and coiled-coil domains protein 2-like. The transcript has 4 exons. The coding region runs from base 34 to 1410 and encodes 458 amino acids. NCBI's taxonomy places the organism in Eukaryota, Metazoa, Chordata, Actinopteri, Salmoniformes, Salmonidae. Gene Ontology annotation, biological process: amyloid precursor protein metabolic process. The record is from RefSeq and is a predicted model, not a curated record. Gene Ontology annotation, cellular component: endomembrane system.